Molecule: messenger RNA, 7424 nt
Organism: Asterias rubens (European starfish)
Lineage: Eukaryota; Metazoa; Echinodermata; Asteroidea; Forcipulatida; Asteriidae
Product: E3 ubiquitin-protein ligase SH3RF1-like
Biological process (GO): positive regulation of proteasomal ubiquitin-dependent protein catabolic process; protein ubiquitination; positive regulation of JNK cascade
Molecular function (GO): protein binding; metal ion binding; ubiquitin protein ligase activity
Source: RefSeq, a predicted model, not a curated record
AAUUCUAUACAGAACCAACCUUGUGCUAUGGCCCUGUAUAAAUAUGAAGCACAAGAGCAUGGGGACCUGUCUUUCAACAAGUCUGACAUCAUCCUACUCCACAAGCGGAUUGAUGAUAACUGGUACCAAGGGGUAGUCAUGAGUACAGCUGAGCAGUUACUCAUGGGUAACGCAGAGCAGAUUGGAUUCUUCCCAGCAAGCUAUGUACAGGUGCUAACCCCACUGCCUCCUGACCCACCUCAGUGCAAGGCCCUCUAUGACUUUGAGGUCAACGAGAGAGAGGAAAAGGACUGCCUUACGUUUACAAAGGAUGAGGUGCUGAAUGUGAUCCGACGAGUGGAUGAGAACUGGGUGGAGGGCAAGAAAGGAGACAAGAUUGGCAUCUUUCCUCUCUCCUUUGUCGAGCUGAAUGGUACAGCCAAGAAUCUAGUGGAUGCCCAUGCAGGCAUUGAUAGAAGCUCCGGACCAUCCCAACAGUCACAGGGGAGUGGAGAUGCAAGCAGCGGUAGCCCUGACCAAGCUGGUUCCUCAGGUCCAGAGGGUAGUAGUAAAAACAAGGCCAAGAGACAUUCUUUCCCGUACCUACUAAACAAGAAUAAAGAUGCCCCGCCCACAACCAGCACCACGACAGCUAGCACCAGCAACAGCAGCAGCAGCAGCAGCAGCAAUAACAACAGCAAUAGGCAUUCCAUGGAGAUCAGCUCUCCCGUCCUGCUGCGUUCCAGUAACCCCACAGCAGCGAAUCUCAUCGAUAGUAAAGCGCCUUCAUCGUCGACCCAAGCUGCAGCUGGUCCUGCAGCAGUUUCUACGAAUGGAGGUGCAGCGCCCACUGCGUCAACCACGACGGCGACGGCCGGUGCAUCGGGUGUCAACUACAAGAAGAAACCUGCACCUUUGACUGGUAUUACGCAGAACCCAGCGAUCACGUCUCGAGGUCCUAAUUCGCCCAGUCUAGCAGCGUCACCAACGGUCACCCCGGCUGGCAAUGUGGAAUUCAGAUUUGGUGGUGAAGCGCCGGCCUCUCCCAAACCCAAAGUAGAAGUUUGUGUGGCCAUGUAUUCCUACAAGCCCACCAAGGGAGAUGAGUUGGAGCUCAAGAAAGGUGACUUCUACACGGUGACUGAGAGGUGCAAGGAUGGCUGGUACAAAGGGAUGUCAGUCAAGACCGGAGACAUGGGGGUGUUCCCUGGAAACUACAUGCAGUCAUACAGGCAUGAAAGAUCGGCGAGGAAAACUCCAACCACAGUCAGCAGUACAUCUGAAGGUCGUACUAGCAACACAUCCUCAGACUCCCCAAGGCAAUCUACGUCUGCCCCUACCUCAUCAAGCAGUCAGGGUAUGAGACCAAGGUUACCUAGCGAUGCUGCAUCCCGUGCCAACUCCCACAGGGUACCUAGUGACACCCCGGCCAGCCCGUCGCCCCUCCAGGCGAUGAGACCCCGCGUGCUCAGUGACGCUGGCUCCCGCAUGUCAUCUCAACGGAUAGCAGCGGAUCUUUCAACAGCUAGCUCAACGCCAGUGAGCCUGAGCUCGGCAACAACUCAAACAUCCAGUUCAAGAACUUGUGCAAAUGCGUCCCGAGCUACGGGGCAAUCUGCUCAACCCAAGUCGCCGUCCCCGAUACAGACGGACAGGAGAACCGGUUCACAAAUUCCAGACGGACAGAAAACUGUUGCGCAGUUGCAAAGUGAGAGGGCGGCCCAACAGUCGCAGUUCCGGCCGCCUCCGCCAAACCAAUCGGUACGCCCAGGUGUUUCUGCGAUGGGGCAGACCAGACCUACCGGACACUCCGAGAGAACAACAAGGGGUAGCCCUCCUACUGUGGGGACACAAACUGCUGCUGUGACAGCAAGGACAAACACUGGGCAGUCCCAGCCCCCUAGUAGACAUUUACAAGGACCAAGUCCACCCUUGAGUGUUAGACAACGAGUGCCCGCUGGACAAGUGGUAUCAGGUUCUCCACCCACUCACAAUGGUGUAGUGCAACGAGUGCGGAGUCCAAGCUCACCCCAGCAGGAUAGUGCUGUUGCUAGUGAUGCGGAGCGCGUUGUGAAACCCAGGGGAUCACCUGUGAUGGGACAAGGGUCUCCAAGAGGCGCGGUGGCUACGCCCAGUGCUACCCCGCCGCUGUCCACGCCUCCUCAGGUAGAGCAUCACAUGAGUGCCAAAUCAAAACGUUAUUCCGCCACAGAGGCUCGGCUGCAGCAAGCGCCCAAGCCCCGGCGGCACAGCGAGAGCGACAACGACCCAGUGCGAUCACGCAGGACACUGCUUGCCAAAACAAACUCCCACCAGCACCCGCCUCAAUGCAACCCUCAAAUGCACCCUCUUGCUCCUGGCCCCGCUGCCCAGCAGCAGUCAGGCAAAGCUCUCUCCACCACAGCACAGCCACACCCGAACGGCAAGCAAACCACACCGUCUUCCUCAGGCCAACAACAGACCAAACCAAAUAGUCCUAGUGUGCACAGAGUAUUUGACCUUUCACCUUUUUCAACCCCACCUAAUUCCACUGCUCCUGAUUGUAGUGCGCCCUCGCUUGGCAAUCCUGGUAAAAUUGACAAGAAAGAGAAAAAGGACCGCAAAGUCUCCAAGAAGCGCCCUCAAGGUAGUCCUGAAGACGGCGCCCCCAUUCCCCUGACACGGGGCAGUUCCCUCCCUGAUGGACAAGGGGUGAUGAAUCCCGCUGAGCCAGGCCGUUACUGCCCUAGCCCAGGCCUGACGGUACCCAGUACCCAACCACCCGGUACCCAACCACCCAGUACCCAACCACCCAGUACCCAAUCACAGGGUGAGGGUAGUGGGGAAGAGACCCCACCGGUAGUGGUUGCUGCUGGGGUUAGUGAUGGUGCUAGCGGAGUAACGGAGAGAAAGGAUAAACCACCUAAGACAACUCCUCCACUUGUCAGAGAAAGGUACCGUGUCGUCGUGCCGUACCCUCCCACCAGCGAAGCCGAGCUGGAACUCAAGGUCGGUGAGACUGUCUUUGUUCACAACAAGCGUGAGGAUGGAUGGUUCAAGGGCACACAGCAAAGGACGGGUAAAACUGGUCUGUUCCCGGGCAUCUUUGUGGAAAGUUUCUAGGCAUCUAGGCGUCAUCCCGGCAGCUUCAAGGAAACUUUCCAGGCGUCAACCCGGCAGCUUUUUUAAACUUUCUAGGCGUCACCCUGGUAGCUUCAUGGAGAGUUUCUAGGCGUCAACUUGGCAGCUUCUUGCAGAGUUUCUACGUGUCACCCUGGGAGUUUCGUGAAAAGUUUCUAGGCGUUGACCCGCCACUUUUGGGGAGAGUUUCUAGGCAUCAACUUGGCAGCUUCGAGCAGAGUUUCUAGGCGUCACCCCCAAAAGAAACUCACAAUUACGGUAAGGGGAAGAUAUGUUUUUAUUUAUUCCCCAUGUAUCGCCAUGUAUCGCCAUGUAUCAUCAUGGUUCACCUUUUUAUUACUUGGUCAAAUUUCAUAGAGCUACUUGAGCAGAAAUUAAUGCUUACAAUUUUCUGCUUAGCAGAAAUGAGCAGGAUACCAGUCACAAAUGUUACUUGUGGCGUGGUAUUUUGCCUGGUAACCUUAUUCUGAUUUAAGCAUAAUUUGUCGUGCUUAUUCUACUUGUUUGCGCAUAAGCAGCUCUAUGAAACCGUGCCCUCGUCAUUAUUAUAACUGCUUCCAGAAAGCAUGAACAGAAUUGCUGGCUUUCAUGUUAAAAACUCGAACAACUUUCCCUCACUAAUUUGCCAUUUGAGACCUUUGAAACUGUACCCCUCUGCACACAAAACUUGAUGCUUGGAAAGUUUUGGAUCUGUUAGUUCCUUCAAGAAUUUGUUAUAUUUACCGUAGUGACGUAUUCACUUUAACUCUGUUAAAAUUGUGGCAUUCGUUGUUAAAAGUGCGACUUCAAAUCAAAAACCUGAUCUUGAAUCUUACUUUAUAAAAACUUAUGAAGAUUUCAGGGAUUUCUUUUAACGAUUGAGUCCCCUUAAUCUGAUCAGAGCACUGUAUCCAAAGAGAUUAUAAAUUUAUUAGACAAGCUUGUCGAAAAUCUAGAAAAACAAAGGAAGCUUUCUUUAAAGCAAAACUGAUGUGAAUUUAAUUUUGUAAAUCCCUGUAAAAAAAAAAAAAAAAAUGGUGGUGGGAAAAACAAUUUGAUGACCCAACGAUCAUCUACUAUGAGUUUAUAACAAAUCAUGUAGUUGAAGAAAUCAAACUCUAAUAUAGAAAUAGUAGCGCGAUUUGUAACACCAGCUAAUAUAUUUUUUAUUGUAACGGCUGGUCAUUUCUGAAUAACAAUUUAACAGUAUUAUUACUAUAAAUAAUGUACGUAUGUUCUUAUAAUUGCAUCAUACAAAUUGUCUAAUAGCUUUAAAUGCUAAAAAAAAAUGAACUAUUUAUGAACAAAAAGUAAUUAAAGUAAAAACAGUACAUCCGAUGUGUAAGAUGAUAUAAAGAUAAGAUUUAAUUAUAAAUUCAAGUCAUUUUUGAAAUUAUCACUUCGAAAGUAACAAUUGCUUUGAAAAUCUACAUUUCAUCGACGAUAAUCCACGAAUUUGAUGCCCUUUUAGCAGAAUGUAAAGUUGAGUAACUUUUGCUUUGGCUGGAAGGUAUUCAUACUGUAAACAGUAAAUCCUUUUGUUUUUAUCUUAAAUUUUCUCUUAUUCAGCCUUUCAUAAUGAUCUGGUAUUGAUUUGAAAUUAUAAGCAAACAUUGCAAGUGCAAAUGGGGAACCCACACAGUCGAGUAGGGACUGCAAACCCAAUCCACAUAGUGAAUGAACCUUGGUGAGAUUCGAACCGAGGUCCCAGUGGUGGAAGGUGAGGCAAGACACCACUACGCCAACCUGACCAUCAUUUUGAACCGUGAUCAGAAACUAUGAUAAAAACAACCUAUUAUGGUGAAGAUUUAUCGUACCGGUGUUAUACCAAAAUACAAUGCACAACCAGGUCUGAUACAUGUUUCCAUUGGACAGCAAAAGUCAACACACCUGUUCAAUUAUUUGCAGGCGUUUUUUUUCUUCUACAUAUUUACAUUUUUUUUUUUCUUCAUUUCAAGAACGAAAGUCAUGGCAGUCUGAGUUAAAGACACUUUCUUUUUCUGGCGGCUCCCAAAAUGCAACUCCUCUUAUCUUUAAAUACGUGAUAAUAUGACAAGUUUUGGGUUAGCUAGUCACCAUUUCAAAAUUAAUCUGACAGUGGAUUACACAAAGAGCUAAGAUGUAAUUGGCUAAUCGUCAUCAGCAUUAGUGCUUUGUGAAAUCAAAACUAAAAUCUGAGUACUUAUUAAUUUAUGGAAAUCAAACCAAGAUGAACAAUAACUCUGUUUGUUAAGCCAAACCUAGUCUUUCAUUCACUAAGCUUUUUGAGUUAUUUAAGUUAUUAGGUUAUUCUAAAGUACAACCUACAUGUAUUCAUGUUAAUUCAUGUCAAGUCAAGGUGUUGUUUUUAAAGUGUGUACCUUAAGCCCUCGCUUCAAAGACUAUGUAGUGAUAUCAAUUUGCUCUCCUUGCUCUAGUGCUUGUCUAACCCUGUUGGUAACGACCCCUGAUUUGUCAAAAAUUCAUUACGUUAAGACGCUAUCAAUACAUGUAUCUGUAUUGGUCCCUUGCACCAAUGUCAUCCAAGGCUUCGGGAGCCAAUUUUCAAAAUUGCUAUUUUUCAUGUUUUCAGAGAGUCGUAGCCUUGCGAGAUGGAAGCAUUAAGUGCCAAUUUGAAUUUAUAGAACCAGUGUGUUCUUCAAGUUUGUUAUUAAUCCAAGGUCCAUAGCAGUGCCCUGAGCUGUAAAUGGUAAAUUACUACUCUCUUUUUAGAAAUCGCAAAUAACAAGUCCAGAGACAAUCACUGCGGUCAAGGCAUACACAAGCUCAGAGCUCACUUCCCGAUUUUUAUUUGGUCACAACUUAGAACUUUCACAAAGGUCACGCAGUUUGUUGUAACCAAUACAAAUGUGUACUAAAUAACGAUAGAACCAAUUUAUAAUAGACAGAACAUUGACACAGGACACUGCUAGGAUUAAACAGAGGUGUGUUAAAAAAGAAGAUGUGGUUAAUUUGUUACGCUUUGGAAAGUUACUGAAUGUGGCAAUAAGCUAAGCAGGUUAAGUUGAUGCGUGUAGCAAUCAACUUUUGCCUUACUAUUUUGCUUAGCCAAAGUAUGGUGUUCAUAGAAAGUGCUCUUAAUAAUCCAUUUUGAGGUAUAGUGGACAGAAUACUAUGGCACUAUUUGGUUGGGGUUUUGUCUGUAUCUGAACCCAACCUAAUGCGCUGCGUUCUGGCGUAGUGGCGCUUUACAAAAUGCCUUAUACAUGUAUGUAUGUAUGUAUGUAUGUCAAUUAUGUAGACACCCAAACCAAACAGUGCGUGGUGUCCACCAUACCUCAAAAAGGCUAAUAGCUUUUGAAUAUGAAGAAACACACCCUUCCCAUGAAAUGUUAACUGCACAUAGCGCAUGCGCACUCAAUUUUUGAAAUGCAAAAAGGGAGAACAUGGUGCUGUUUUGUAUGCGGCUAAUAACGGCGUUACGCAGACGCUAGUGCGCGUCAGCUGAGUGUACAUCUCUAUGGCGUUUGCCAACCAAUAGGGACUGCUGCACGCAUGCGUGAGUGUAAUCAGCAUACUCCAUGGGAAGGUUCUAUUGGUUUGUGAAAGAAUAGGAAGUGUUCAUAUUAUUGUUACUUCUUUUUCUUUGCAGUCUUAACCAGACUGUUGCUUCCAAUUACUUGACACUAUUACCAGACUACAUGGGAACUAUUUUUAUAUUGUCUUGUACUUUGUUAAUGAUUUGCUUAAGGGCUUCUCUAUUCUCAAUGCAAAGGUAAAUGCAAAGGAAAAUGAACUUUUAAACUACAGCUAUCAUUUUAAACCAUAAUAUUGCACAUUAUUUUUCUGCCAAACUUUUAAACAAGCAGUACUUGUGUCUUAUAAUUUUUUUUAUUUGAAUCCCAAUUUGAAACAAAAUGCUGGGCUCACCCCUUUUGAUUUUGUUUAAAUUGUUGUACUUCAUUUUUUAAAAAGCAGGGCUUGCCCCUUAAAAAUUCCUAAAUCGCAUUCACAUUCGCAGGAGGGUUUAUUACUGCUAAAAAUUUACAAUUUGAACAAUGAUUUUUCAUCACAAUGAGAGGCUGAAAUAUUUUAUAAUGAAUUUAUUUGUUGCUUUCAGUUGGAUAUUAUGAGAAGGGGGAUACAAACACUCCCGAAGGUAAAUCUUUCAUACAACAACAGAUGUAUUUAUUAAUUUCCUGUGAAGUUAGACAAGUAACGGCACAAAGUAGAGUCCUUAUAGGCUAUUUCACAGUGCGGCCAUUUUGAUAUUGUCAUCAACACGGCUGUAACUUUUGUGUCUUAGCAAAUGAAUAGCUCAUUUUUGUUAAUCAUAGUUAAACCAACCUCUUGUACUUUACUUUUGGCAAGAAAAGUGUCGCUAAUAAUAUGUAUAAUAUAUAUUA